This is a messenger RNA of Pseudoliparis swirei, 2575 nucleotides long. It is a transcript of the gene ptx4, whose product is annotated as pentraxin-4. The transcript has 4 exons. NCBI's taxonomy places the organism in Eukaryota, Metazoa, Chordata, Actinopteri, Perciformes, Liparidae. Bases 1 to 1935 code for a protein of 644 amino acids. The record is from RefSeq and is a predicted model, not a curated record.
AUGCUGGUCCACGUGCUUCUGCUGCAAACUACUCAGCACGCUGAGGUGCAGGGAGUCUAUCCUGCAUCCCCGAAACUACGACGACUCAACGAACAGUUCCAGCAGUUCCAGGCGCUGACCCAGGCCCGCUUGGACAUGUUGGCCCUGAACCAGAACAGAAACUCCUCGUGGGGGCUGGAGAGCCGCGUUCAGACCCUGAGCGACAACUGGCAGCGCGUGUCACAGGACCUCGACCACCUCAAGCUGAGCACAACGCAGGAGAUAGAAGGUCUCAGGGAGUGGAGUAGGAAGCUGGAGAAGAAGAGUAAACGUAUGGAAGGUCGUCUGGCUUCGCUGGAGAGGAACCUGAGGGAGAACCGCCGACACGCCCAGAAACAGACGCCCGAUCCUGGACCGGAUUUCUCCAACCUCACUCAGGAGCUCCAGAGCCAAGACGAGAGGCUGGCCGCCCUGAUGGACCAGCGCGACGAGCUGCUCAUCGGACUGAACGGGUUGCAGGAAUCCCUGAAGCACCAGGCCCAGCGCGUGACCCGGUUGGAGGGCCGGCUCGGUGAGGCGCUGCAGCAGAACGGAGGAGGUGAAGCCAGAAGGUUGUGGAGCUCCUACGUCCCUGCACCUCAGAGCCAGACUGGGAGGAUCCUGGAUGCUAAAUCCCUAUCAGAAGGUACCAGCUAUUCACAGACUGAUGAUCAAUCAAAGUCCACAGCGGAGAACCGAAACCACCCGGAGCCUCAUCGGUACCAGGCAACACCAAACCAGCCUAAACAGUCAAAGACCCAGAAGUCAAGACCUCAACCAGAAUCUCAUCAGCAGAUACAAGAUCAGGACUCAGAUCUUCAGCCCCGGUCCACAGAUCAUCUGCGCCAGCCUGACUCUUACCAUCCCCGGUCACAGAUCCAGCAGACCCAGAGGAAGUACCAGACCCGGCGACAAUCCCAUCCUCGUUUGAACCGCCACCCCCAGUCACACAACCCUGGUCGCCCCUCUUGGCACCGGCCCCCACCUCCUUCUGCACCCUCCCCUGAACCCACCAUCAAAGACAGACCCAGCGAGACCAGUCAGGGGUUUCACCGGGCCCUGGUUCCAGAUGAUCUCCCGCAGUCUGUGUCUCAUCAAGACCGGGAGAUCAGCUGGGACGGAGGAGAGGAGGAAAAAAGUGACUCCAAGGGAGAGUCUUCAGUGAUCCACAACUUACUCCAUCUUCCUGUGAGGCACAAGAUCCCAACACGACCCUUUCCCAAGAAGCAUGCAACCAUCUGCAACGUGGACUCCAUGCUGUUCUUCCCCUCGGCCUCAGCGGAGAACUACGUGACCUUCUUCCGGUCUCUCCCCGACCUCCCUGAACUCUCCGUGUGCCUGUGGCUGCGCGUGGAGGAGGCCUCCCACGUCGGCACUCUGCUCUCUUACGCCACGGACGUCGACGACAACCAAUUAGUUCUGUACGGACGAAACUCCUCCGCUUCUUCCUCAUCUUCCCGCCCCUCUUACGCAUCUUCUCCCUCGCCCUCCCUGGACUUUGUCAUCGGAGACCCCGUCUACCGGCGUCUCUCUGCGUCGGCCCUCCUGGACGCCCGGUGGCACCACCUCUGCGCCGUGUGGUCCUCCAUCCAAGGUCGUUUCUGGCACUACAUCGACCGGCGGCUCGCCUCCUCGGGGUCCAACUUCAGGAAGGGCUGGGAGAUUCCCGGCGGCGGAUCGGUGGUGCUGGGGCAGGAGCAGGACUCUGUCGGCGGAGGGUUCGACCCCGCGGAGGGUUUCGUUGGGCAGGUGGCCGGGUUCAGGGUGUGGAACCGGGUGCUGAGUCCUGCGGAGGUGGACGGGGUGGCAGAAGGAAGGGGUGUGCCCAGAGGGGUGGUGCUCGGCAUGGAGGACAUCAUGGAGGUUCAUGGGGAGGUGCAGCAGGUGGCGUGUGAAUGUUUGGAGCACUGUGUGUAAUACAAUUACAGAAGGAGGAUUCAAAUCAGUUUUAUUCCAUCUAAAAUAUACACUUAGAUUUUGUAUUCUUACAAAAGAAACUGGAACUAGUCUGAUUCAUCAACUCUCAAUAAUAAUCUGAGUUUGAUCCACCUGUCAAUCAUCAAAUACUAAUACAAAGGAGUGCAAAUGUUACUUUCAUGCCAAAAAUGAUGUUAUAUGUAUGCAUUGUUUUACACCUUUUCUGGUGGCUUUAAUGUUAUAUUAUUCUGUAUUUGACACACAUCUGUAAGAACCACAGUAAAGACAUUUUAUUUUUCAUCUAAGACCCGGAGCUCAGCAAAGACUCACUCCAUGAGACAGAUUCAUGUUAAAUAAUAAAACAGCCUAUAAUUAUUAACAUUAACUUUUACUCAUUUUAUUAAACAUUAUACAAAAACAGGAUUGAGAUUAAAGAGAUUUUCAAUUUUGUUUUACAAUGAUGCUGCACUUUUUUUUACAUGUCCGUUGAUAUAUUUUUUAUAGAUUAAAAGCCACGUGUGACUGUAGACACGAGAUAUCUUGGAUUCUUAGUAGAAAUUUAGAAUGCUUAUUUACAGUAUAUAUGAAAAAAUCUCAAAAUCUCAUCAUGCUUUUGUAUUAUCCUUUUUCAAAAGACCAA